AUGAGCACCACUAACAUCACGCCGCCGCUGCGAGCAUCAUGCGAUCGAUGCCGGGCCCAAAAGCUGCGAUGCGUGCCGUCAUCGACCUCGGACGCCACAGCGCCAUGCCAAAGAUGUUUAAGAGCAAAGUCGCCGAAAUCAUGCAUAUUUAGCCAGCGUCUGCGGACGGGACGGUCCGUGAAAGCUGGGACCGUAGAGUCCCGCCAGGCUGCCACCCGCAGAGAGAAGGAAAAGUCUCCUGGGCUGCCCGGGAUGAGUGCGUUUGCGUUGUCCACUCCACCACCGUCAGAAUGCGCAGCGGUCGGGAAGCAGAAAAAGAUGAAUGAGGCGCAUCGUGUUCCAGCAAAACCAUCUCGCAGUAAGAGGCAGUUGGACGGAAUGGACCUUGGAUGUGAAGACAUUAUAUUGCCACCAACAAGCGCAGCAAAGGAACCCCUAGGCACGCCUGUAGAAUUUUGGGAUGUCAACAGCAACAACAACCCAAUACUGCAGCCUGCGGAGUUCAUCUUCGAUGCAGAUGAGUUCACCGGCUCUCCAGAAAUGAUAUCCGACUAUAGCUUUGACGCCAAUGCGCAUCUGGAUGUUCAGGAUUUUUUGCCCCCUUUACCGUAUCACACACCGGUCGGCCUGGAAAUGGAAAUGGAUAUGCUGAUGGCCGAGAAGCCAGGCCCUCUGGUUGACCUGACUGCGCUUCUGGCGAAGAUGUCGCAUUAUGAGAGCCAGCUACCGAAGUUACCAGGAGGUGAUCUGGACAACUAUCCUAUUGGUGACGCCCUCUUCCUCUCCCAGCGGUUCUUCACAGUGCUAUCCGAACAUAACCCUGUUAAUUCGAUAGGAGAAACGUCGCAUCUUGACAUGCCUACAAAAUUACUCACAUUGUCCUGUUAUAUGACCCUAACUCGUAUCCUUAUAUCCGUAUUCGGAUACCUCCAUGGGCGACUCUGCCAGCUUCAAGAGGCGAACUUCCAGAAUGACGGGAUGGGGCACUCUGUCUCCUCCUUGACGGAUAUGCACGCUUACCGCGGCCUUCGCCUAGGUCAGAUUCAACCAAUCUGCGCGUGUGCGGGAAAGGAAUCGGCCACUCGGGUGAAGAAAGCAGUAUCAAUGUUGUUAGCAUCCCUUGAGGGUGCUGAAGGGAGGUUAGGUUUGCCGCCAGACGUGAGAGUGAUACCCGAUGUUCAAGUAGAUACCAAUAUUGGCGGAGGAAUAUCCACAUCGCCCGAUCAAGGGGACGAGAUGAUGGUACUCGAGGAUGGCUUGCUGGUCGGGCUGACGAAUAGCCGCCUGCACAAGGUGGUAAGGGAGCAGGCGAGAGAGCUGCGAGAGAAAGUAGAUGAGGUCUACGAUGUUUUGAAAGGGUUAUUGGAGAUAUAGGCAACUAAAGGUUGGUCAGCGGACCACUUAUCAGGAGAUAUUAGUUAUGCCAUUUCAAUAGACUCACCUCAGAUUAGCUAUAGCUUUUCUAUGAUUGUAUAUGACCACAUACUCAGCACAUAGAUGUGAAUAUAUUUUAUACAGAACCCACCAUUUGAUCAACAGUAGAAUAACCUAAGUCAAUGGAUGCUAGACAUGCAAAUAAGCAGCUAGUUUAUCGAAGAAGAUCGAGUAAUAGUGCAUAAACCAGAAAUUUAUCUAUGCCGUCACUCCAUAAAUUCACCAUCAACUGGUACACAGGGCAGGUUCCCCAGGCCACCACGGUGAGGGCCCAGUAGCAAUCCUAACAUCUGAGAUGAUACAUGCUGAUGCUAUGCUGCGACAUGUCGUACGAUUCGGAAGAAAUACCAGCAAUUCGGAGCUUCUAUUGGGUAUACCUUAUUAAUCGAUUUGGUUUUUCUCCGACUCCGGGUUCGGAUUCAUGACAGCUCAAAUGGGAAGUGUCCGAUGCUCUAUAUGUAAACACUCGACCCAGCACCAGCAUGAUGGGAAUCGAGGUGAAGAGCAGUUAGAAAACGAGUGCAGCUUAUAUAUGAAA
Messenger RNA from Trichophyton rubrum CBS 118892, 1972 nucleotides. RefSeq lists its product as uncharacterized. Gene Ontology annotation, biological process: regulation of DNA-templated transcription. NCBI's taxonomy places the organism in Eukaryota, Fungi, Ascomycota, Eurotiomycetes, Onygenales, Arthrodermataceae. The record is from RefSeq and is a predicted model, not a curated record. Gene Ontology annotation, molecular function: DNA-binding transcription factor activity, RNA polymerase II-specific; zinc ion binding. The transcript has a single exon. The coding region runs from base 1 to 1374 and encodes 457 amino acids.